Carassius auratus (goldfish) is the source of this 1118-nucleotide messenger RNA. RefSeq names its product von Willebrand factor A domain-containing protein 7-like. The record is from RefSeq and is a predicted model, not a curated record. The coding region runs from base 58 to 1014 and encodes 318 amino acids. The transcript is spliced from 6 exons. NCBI's taxonomy places the organism in Eukaryota, Metazoa, Chordata, Actinopteri, Cypriniformes, Cyprinidae.
GCAACCAAACUUUCAAGAUCUCUUUGAGUCAUUUUUCAUAUUAAUAAUCAUCUGAGAAUGAGGAGUGCAUUUUUUCUGCUGGCUCUUCUGAUUGGUUCUCAUACCUUUCAUAUUAAGGAAAAGCCAAACUCUAAAAAUCAUCAAGACAUCACAAAAUUGGCAAUUUUACGUGCUACUGCAAAGCUCUGCGAGACCAUUGAAGGCUUCAAAAAGCCAGAACCACUGAAUGCAGAGACACUGGCAAAGGCCUGCAAAAAAGAUGCAUUUAAAAGUAAUUUUGAAACAGGCAUAAAAAUUAUCACCUAUUACAACGUAAAAACAGACAUUGACCAUCCUUUUAGUGAGAAACAUCAUUUUGACAGCGAGACAUUUCUAGACGGUAAAGCCCUCAUCAUCAAGGGAAUAGAGGAAAUAACAGCUCAAGUGAAAAAGGAGAAAUUUGAAGAUGCAAGAAAGACACUUGGGGCAAUCCUGCAUACUUUACAGGAUUUCUACAGUCACAGUAACUGGAUAGAGAUGGGAAACACUGAACCCUGUACUGCCCUGAUCAAUUUAGAAGAGAACAUACCCAACCCUGCAGAGGCAAACAUGGAAACAUGUGAAAGUAACAUUCCUGAUACGAACACUGGGGCAAAAAUUAAGGAUAACAUUUUAAACAACAAGAUUCUGACUUCAGGAUACUUUGGAAAAAGCAAAAAAAAGGGAAAGUGCAGCCAUGGAGGUACUUUAGACCUCUCAACUGGCAUUGGGAGAAGCUGGGAUGGUAUCAAUAAAGACGCCAUUGAUUCCAGUCAUGGUUUACUGCAUAAUAAAGCUGCAGACAUUGCCAUUGCUGCCAGUGUGCAGCUGCUGGAGAAGAUCUGGAAGAAUAAUGAUAACGACAACUUUCUCAGGCUCAUGGGGCUUUAUAAGGAAAAGCCAAAGGGUGAAUGGAAAACUCACUUAUCUCUCUUUAGCUCCAAAUCAAGAGUUUCAGAUGCAAAUGACAAAUCAACUGAAAAUAUAGAAGUUUAAUGACACUGCAUGGGCAAAACCCCAAAAUUAUGUAAUCAAAUCUCUGUCACUUCCUGUAUUUCUCUUACUUCUCAUAUGAAGAUAUUGCAAUAAAAUAUGCUUAA